Epinephelus lanceolatus (giant grouper) is the source of this 2257-nucleotide messenger RNA. RefSeq names its product neuronal acetylcholine receptor subunit alpha-10-like. Gene Ontology annotation, cellular component: postsynaptic membrane. Gene Ontology annotation, biological process: monoatomic ion transmembrane transport. The record is from RefSeq and is a predicted model, not a curated record. NCBI's taxonomy places the organism in Eukaryota, Metazoa, Chordata, Actinopteri, Perciformes, Serranidae. Gene Ontology annotation, molecular function: transmembrane signaling receptor activity; acetylcholine-gated monoatomic cation-selective channel activity.
GUGUGUCUGAUCCUCUCUGCUCGCAGUCGGACGCUGGCUGUGGCUGAUCUGUGUGUGAUCACAGUUCUUUAAUGGGAUUGUCAAUCAGCUAUCGGAUCAAUAACAGCUAUGGGAGCAGUGAUGAAGCUUCUCUGCAGCGGCUCCAUGGUCUUCCUCCUGCUUCUCCUCUGUCUUCCAGUUUGCUUGGCGGCUCAUGGUCGCUUCGCUCAGAAGCUGCUGAAUGACUUGUUCUCCAACUACACCAAUGCUUUGCGUCCGGUGGAGGACACUGACCACAUCAUCAACGUCACACUGCAGAUCACUCUGUCCCAGAUCAUCGACAUGGAUGAGCGGAACCAGAUCCUGACGACCUACCUGUGGGUCCGCCAGGUGUGGAUGGAUGCCUACCUCACCUGGAAGAAGGAGGACUAUGACGGCCUCGACACCAUCCGCAUACCCAGCAGCUACGUAUGGAGACCUGACAUUGUCCUGUAUAACAGUGCAGACGACGAGUUCUCCAGCUCCAUGGAGACCAAUGUAGUUCUCCGUAACGACGGCCAGGUCAUGUGGGACCAGCCUGCCAUCACCAAAAGCUCCUGCUCCGUGGACGUGGCCUUCUUCCCCUUUGAUUUGCAGCAGUGUCACCUGACCUUCGGAUCCUGGACUCACAACGGCAACCAGAUGGAUUUGUUCAACGCCUUGGACAGCGCUGACUUGGCCGACUUUGUCCCCAACGUGGAGUGGGAGGUUCUGGGCAUGCCAGCCAAGAAGAAUGUCAUCCUGUAUGGUUGCUGUUCAGAUCCGUACCCAGACAUCACCUUUAGCCUCCACCUGAAGAGACGUGCCUCCUUCUACAUCUUCAACCUCCUCAUCCCCUGCAUGAUGAUCUCAUUUCUGGCUCCGCUGGGCUUCUACCUGCCGGCUGACUCUGGUGAAAAGGUUUCUCUGGGUGUCACGGUGCUGCUGGCCCUCACCGUGUUUCAGCUGCUGGUGGCGGAGAGCAUGCCGCCCUCUGAGAGCGUCCCGUUGAUUGGAAAGUACUACAUCGCUACCAUGACGAUGGUCACAGCAUCAACAGCGCUCACUAUCUUCAUCAUGAACAUCCACCACUGCGGUCCCGAGGCCCGUCCCGUCCCACAAUGGGCCGAGCGCUUCAUCCUCAACUACCUCGCCCGCAUCUGUUUCGUCUACGAGGUUGGCGAGAACUGCCUCGGCGGGACUUCGUCCAGGAAACAGCCUCUGUCGCAGGACGUGUCUGAAGCCCCGUCAGCCAAUGGCAGCAACACCAAAGGAACAAACUGGGACGUGAACGGGCAGGUGUGGGGAGGGAGGGCGGAGGAGGAUGGAGCUGGAGUGGGGGACUCUCUGAAGCUGGGGCGGGAUUUGACCAGCCAGACGGACUGGAAAGAGGAUCUGUUCGUGACCAUCGACCAUUCAGAGGAAGAAGGAGCUGCUGGAGGACGUGAGGGGGAGCGGGGAGAUUCGACCAGUGGAGGAGGAGGAGGAGGAGGAGGAGAGCAUGUUGAGGAGAAGAAAGGUGUGGGAGGUGAAGGGGGAGGCGGAGCCGGGGUGAACAGGAGGGAGAUCGUGGUGAAAACCUUGUGUGUGUGCCAGCAUCAGGGACUGCGCAGGAACGUUGAGUACAUUGCCAACUCGUACCAGGACCAGCGAGCCGCGCAGCUGCGCAUUGGGGAGUGGAGGAAGGUCGCCAAGGUCAUGGAUCGCUUCUUCAUGUGGCUCUUCUUCAUCAUGGUCUUCUUCAUGAGUAUCCUCAUCCUGGGAAAAGCCAUCUGAUGGAGCUCGAGCUUCGAUGACGACGGCGAGUUGGUACACCGAUAAAAUCAAUUGUUCCAUUAAAUCUAAAAUCAGUCAUCAAUGAUGGUUUGAUUCAUAAAGUGACAAAUUUCAGCCGGUUUAAAGGUUCAUUUUUGUGUACAGCAUGUCAGCCUGCUAAAUUUAUAAUCCAUCUGGGAUCUUUGCAAAUAUUGAUUUCCAUCAGGAAAUGUAGACUGAAGGAGACUCGCUCGAACGCGACAGAUCAUUUCAAGAGCUAUGACAGCGUCUAAUUAACAGUUUAAUUAAAUAAUAUGAUCUUCAGCUCAAUAAGAACACACACACGGAUUAUUGUGAGUCAACCCAGAUCUGACGCACAUCAGCUCUCUCGAUAAACAGUUAUUUUGUCAUCUUUGCCCCCAAAAUCAGCACAUCCAGGCUCCUGUACUGUGACCUCGUCACAUGUCCACGUUUGGUCAUGGACUUUCCACGUCCACAUAUGACG